UCGUGUUGUAUGUUGGGAUUAUCUAUGUUGUAUAGGGAACAUGGCAUUUUUGUGCUUGCCUGGGGAAAGGGGGAGGGGGUUAAGUGUGAACUGUGUUUGAAAUGUGUUAUGAGUAUUUCGGCAGUUACGCUGAAGGACUCUAUAAAAUGGCUACCAACAAGGCAGUAUUUAUUUUAGACAAUGGUGCAUACACAGCAAAAGUUGGAUUUUCACAUUCCGACCAUCCUAGGGUCAUACCUAACUGCAUUAUGAAAGCAAAGAGUGAGAGAAGGAGACCUUUUGUUGGUGAUCAGUUGGAGGACUGCAGGGAUGUAUCAGGGCUGUUUUACAUAUUGCCAUUCCAAAAGGGAUAUUUGGUGAACUGGGAUGUUCAGAAGAAUGUGUGGGAUUACAUUUUCAGCAAAGAGUGCUGUCCAGUUAAUUUUACUGAGGCACCUCUUAUUGUCACUGAGCCAUACUUCAAUUUCCCUUCUGUUCAAGAAGCCAUGACUGAGAUAUUCUUUGAGGAAUAUGAAUGCACAUCCUUACUCAGAAUAAAUGCUGGAGACUUGAGUUGCUAUAACUACAUGAAGAAGAAUGCUGGCACUUUGUGUUGUCUGUUGGUUGAUUCAGGCUACAGCUUCACUCACAUUGCUCCUUACAUCAAAGGCAAGAAACUCAAGCAAGGGAUCAUAAGGAUUGAUGUGGGUGGCAAAAUGCUCACCAACCAUCUCAAGGAGAUAAUCUCAUACAGGCAGCUUCAUGUAAUGGAUGAAACUCAUGUUAUGAACCAGGUCAAAGAAGAUGCUUGUUUUGUGUCACAGAAUUUUCUUCAUGACAUGGAGAUAGCCCGUAAAAGAGAUGCAGAAAAUACAAUUGCUCGAGACUAUGUUUUGCCUGAUUUUACUACACUCAGGCGAGGAUAUGUUCGUUCUAUAGGUACAGCUGAUAAAUCCAGCGAGAGUGAACAGCAACAAAUUCUGCGCCUGAAUAAUGAACGGUUUACUGUGCCAGAAAUCCUCUUCCAACCUUCAGAUUUGGGUAUAUCACAGAUGGGAAUUCCAGAAGCUAUUUGCCACAGCAUAUCAGUAUGUCCUGCAGAGGCACAGUCACAUCUAUUUGCCAACAUCCUGCUUACUGGAGGUUGCACGCUCUUUCCUGGUUUCCGAGAGCGAGUCGAAGCUGAAGUACGAAGCAGAGCACCAGAUCAUGUAGAUGUUCGAGUUACAUUGCCAGCAAACCCUGUAACUUAUGCUUGGCAGGGUGGAGCAUCGCUGCAACAAGACCCAGAGUUCUUCAACAUGACAGUGAGCAGAGAAGAAUAUGAGGAAGAGGGACAUAAUUUAUGUUUUGAGAAGUUUGAUAUUUGAUGUCAUACUUUGGUGAUCAAUGAUGGGUCCACUCACUCUCUGUACACAUUGACCAGCUCUACUUAUGCAGACCAAUUUCAUUAUUCUAGUCUUUAGUAUCUAUAGCACAGACAAAAAUCGUUAAGUGGUCUGCCAAAACUGUUUGCAGUUUUGAAGUGGUCCUGUAAAAGGACAUUUUGGGAACCACUGCAAGCUCCAUACUAUACCUACAUUCUAAGCUGAUACUAUACUGUAGUCACUGCAUGAGUUAUGAAUAUUCCAUUUACAAACAUCUUAAAACUAUAAAGUACAAAACAUACAGAUGAGUACAAUGUAAAAUAUUGAGUUUUGCAAAUGAUAAAGGUUUAGCAUUACAGAAAUAAAUAUGCCUGUCUGUAUGUUUU
This is a messenger RNA of Zootermopsis nevadensis, 1732 nucleotides long. RefSeq names its product Actin-related protein 6 (gene Arp6). Lineage: Eukaryota; Metazoa; Arthropoda; Insecta; Blattodea; Termopsidae. The record is from RefSeq and is a predicted model, not a curated record.